GGGGUCCGCUGUGGAGCCGUGCGGCGCCCCGGGGGAGGGCGGACUGGGACCUAACGGGGCUCCGGGGCAGCCGGCGCGCGUCGGCUGUGGGAUGAAGGGGUGUUGGAGAUGUGUUUGGAGCUGAGCCCUUGGUUUGGGACGUUACCGGGAGCCUCGUUUACCAGGUCUUUGAAAGUGUGGCCAAGAAAUAUGAUGUAAUGAAUGAUUCAAUGACUCUAGGGAUCCAUCGAGUGUGGAAGGAUAUCCUCAUGCAUAAAAUGAACCCUUCCCCAGGAACACUUCUUCUUGAUGUUGCUGGAGGAACAGGUGAUAUUGCCUUUCGGUUUAUUAAUUAUGUUCGCUCUGUACGUGAACGCCAGCUCCAACGGAAGCUUAAGCACCAUCAGAAUUUAUCAUGGCAGGAAAUUUCUGAGAGUUAUCAGGAAGACAAAUUUAAGUCACUAGGGGAUUCCCAAGUGGUGGUCUGUGACAUUAACAAAGAAAUGUUAAAGGUUGGGAAGCAGAAAGCACAGCAUCUUGGCUACUCUGAAGGCUUGUCCUGGGUACUUGGGAAUGCUGAAGAGUUGCCCUUUGAUGAUGAUAAGUUUGAUGUUUACACAAUCGCCUUUGGAAUCCGAAAUGUAACUCGUAUUGAUUUGGCGCUUCAGGAGGCUUACCGUGUGCUGAAACCCGGAGGAAGAUUUCUCUGCCUCGAAUUUAGUCACGUCAGCAACCCUCUUCUUUCCAGGCUCUAUGAUCUAUACAGUUUCCAGGUUAUCCCUGUUCUGGGUGAGGUUAUUGCUGGUGACUGGAAGUCUUACCAGUAUCUCGUGGAGAGCAUCCGACGUUUCCCCCCUCAGGAGGAGUUGAAGGCAAUGAUAGAAGAUGCAGGGUUUUUAAAAGUGGAUUAUCAGAAUUUAAACUUGGGCAUUGUUGCCAUUCACUCAGGUUUCAAACUAUGAGUCCACUGUGUAGCAAAACACAGAAAGUUUAAUUUUCCAGAGGAAUAUGAAAGCUGUGGAAUUUUAAUGCUGUCAAGAUUGAAGAGGAGUUUUAAGAACUUGUGCAACAGGUGCUUGCUCAGCAGUCAGACCCGGAACAUCAGCUACCUUUUUUCUCCCAAGAAACCUGCAAGAUGAAGUGACUCCUGUGACGUUUCUUACGCUUGCAUUUCCCUUCAAGUACAAUGUAAAGGACUCGGCCAAAACUGAGCACUGUUAACAGAUGAAGCAACUUCAGUUACCAGCGAUGCAGACACAGAAAUAGACUGACUACUCUUCAGAUAAGAUGCCUCCUGUUUUUACUAAGCUUCAAGGAGGAUACGGUACCAGUGAGGAGUAACUUGGAUUUAUUAGACUUUUAUUAAGCUGUUACUAUCUUUGUCACAUGGACUCUAAGGGAUUUUUCCUGUGAUACUUUUACUUCUU
Messenger RNA from Egretta garzetta (little egret), 1406 nucleotides. It is a transcript of the gene COQ5, whose product is annotated as coenzyme Q5, methyltransferase. Gene Ontology annotation, molecular function: methyltransferase activity. NCBI's taxonomy places the organism in Eukaryota, Metazoa, Chordata, Aves, Pelecaniformes, Ardeidae. The record is from RefSeq and is a predicted model, not a curated record. Bases 198 to 941 code for a protein of 247 amino acids. Gene Ontology annotation, biological process: ubiquinone biosynthetic process. The transcript is spliced from 7 exons.